Molecule: messenger RNA, 4896 nt
Organism: Silurus meridionalis
Lineage: Eukaryota; Metazoa; Chordata; Actinopteri; Siluriformes; Siluridae
Product: DENN domain-containing protein 2A
Exons: 20
Coding region: 386-3448 (1020 amino acids)
Biological process (GO): retrograde transport, endosome to Golgi
Cellular component (GO): actin cytoskeleton
Source: RefSeq, a predicted model, not a curated record
AAGAGCAUGUGAGAGAGAAGGAGAGGAAGGCAAGGGUGCAGAGAGAAGCAGGAGGGAGAGAUAAGGUUGCCUUGGCUGAAGUUGGUGAAGAUAGUUUUAGAGUUUGGUUCUUGUUUGUUUCUCAUUGCACACUUGGUGGGGGUGAAGCCUCGAGGGCCAUCCAGAGGAACAGAAGAAGAUCAAGGAAAGAGUGUUUGGAAAAAGAAGGAGGGGGAAAAAAGAAAACGAAAAAGAAUAAAAAGUAGAAGAAGAAGCAGAAGAAGAAGGACUGGCUACUCCAGGAGGAAUCACUGAGUGGAUGUUGGUGUACUCAGUAGUGUCAGGUUUCACAAAAUGAAAGACCACUACAAGAGCGCUUCUGCAAGGCUCAACCAACCAAGCCAGGAUGCCAGCUGCUAGCAUUAUGACUGGUGGAAGAGCGCUGCUGCUCUGUACAAACACAGAGAACUGCAUCUACCAGUCAGUCAACGGGCUCCAGUGCUGUGGCUUGCAGCUUCAAGACGCUCAAUCUGUGGUGUCACAUAGGCCGGACCUGUCCAGGGUUGUGGACACACAGUCCCCCCUAACAUCCCUGGACAACGUUGAUCGUUUCCCUGGGAACAUGGAAAUGCUCACUCCCAAGAGGCCAAGCGACACUUAUCCUGUUGAAAAUGGCCUGGGGGGGUGCGACAAGCUCACGAAAACUCCUGCGGGACUCAAAAGCACUGCCAGCAUUAGGGACAAAAUAUCCCAGUGGGAGGGCAAAACUGAUAAUACUGGACCAAAUCCACAGCCUGUCAUUCAGAAGGAGACCGAAAGUGUGAGGAAGAAGGAUCUAAAAUCUACAGAGGUACAUAGAAAAGAGAGUAAAAGAGGGUUCGAAUGUGACAGACAGGACAUUGGCAAAGAGAAUGGAAAUAAGAUUGGAGAUAUGAGGAAAAGUUCCAAGGCGUAUUCAAGAGAUCGAGAUGUGAUACUGGACAAAAUGCCUGCGGGGAAAGCUGAAAUCGUCCAAGACAAGAAGUCUGUUUUGACGCACAUUAAGAAACUUGAGCAGGCCAUGAAGGAGACGCCUACAAAGCCAUCUUUGCCAGGCAACUACUUCUGCCCACCUUCCAAAGAUAAACAAGAGGAAAAGGCUGCAGAACCCAUCUUCGGGACUGUGGAAGCGGUGAGGCCCGGCAGCCGCCGUGGUCGAAACAAAGACCCUGAGAAUGUGUACACUGAGCCCGGGACGCCGUCCAUUAACCCUCUGCCCAAACCUCAACGUACUUUUCAGCACCACACUCAGACAAACAACCCAGGACCUCCCCAUAGUUCAGCAAAGGGGAGGCGGAAUCUGCCCCCUUUGCCCUCGAUACCCCCUCCACCACUUCCCUCCUGCCCUCCACCACCUGGCGUGUGUCAGAGGCCUUGGCAGAACUGCACUCGAGACAGUAAUAAGAGGAAGUCGUAUGAGUUCGAGGAUUUGUUGCAGUCGUCCACCGAGGGCUGUCGAGUGGACUGGUAUGCUCAGUCCAAGCUGGGACUCACACAUACGUUAUCCGAGGAGAAUGUCUAUGAAGACAUCUUAGAUCCUCCAUCGAAAGAAAACCCUUAUGAAGACAUAGAAUUGGAAAGCUACUGUCCUGAAAACAAAUACCCAAUGUCACCGUCUUCGCCCACUUUCGACACUCCAACUAAGCUCGCCUCGAAGCCUGGUUUCUUCAGGCAGAGUUCGGAACGGCGGAGUUUCAAACUGUUGGAUCUGCGCAAGACAAACAGAGAUGGGGGCAUUGCGUCACCCUCAAAAAUAAGCCCACCUUCAACUCCCAGCAGUCCUGAUGAUACGCCAUGCCUCUCUGGAGAUCCCUAUAACCGCAGACGGAGGAAAAUCUCUAAGAUGGUGCUGAAAAUAAAUGGCAUCUUUGAAGCCCGGAGAGGGAAAAAGAAAAUGAAGCGUGUUUCUCAGUCAACUGAAUCCAGCUCAGGGCGAGAUGAAAACAGCGAAUCAGAGAGUGACACUGAAGAAAAGCUGAAAGCUCACAGCCAAAGGUUGGUGUCAGUGCAGACUAUGUUAAAGCAGACGGGUCGGUAUCACACGCUGGACAGAGAUCCCAUGGACCUUCAGGAGAGGAAACUGUUUGAGUACUUCCUAGUAGUAGCACUGCAUAAAACCAAAGCAGGAGUCCCUUAUUUGCCUGAAGUCACCCAGCAGUUCCCACUAAAGCUGGAGAGGAGUUUCAAGUUCAUGCGAGAGACUGAAGACCAACUAAAAGUCAUUCCUCAGUUUUGUUUUCCUGAUGCAAAAGACUGGGCCCCUGUGGAAAAUUUCCCCAGUGAAACUUUCUCAUUUGUCUUGACUGGGGAAGAUGGGAGCAGAAGAUUUGGCUACUGUCGACGUUUAUUGUGGAAGGGAAGGCGUCUACCUGAAGUCUAUUGCAUAGUGAGUCGACUGGGAUGUUUUGACCUUUUCUCAAAGAUGUUGGAUGAGGUUGAGAAACGGAGAGCGAUCUCCCCAGCUCUGGUGCAGCCCUUCAUGAGAGGCAUCAUGGAGGCUCCAUUCCCCGCCCCGGGCAAAACCAUUACUGUGAAGAACUUCCUACCAGGCUCAGGCACCGAGGUAAUAGAGCUGUGUCGUCCCUCUGAUUCCCGGCUGGAACACGUGGAUUUCGAGUGUCUGUUCUCGUCUUUGAAUCUGCGUCUCCUCUUGAGAGUCUUCGCCUCACUGGUCCUGGAGCGGAGAGUGAUCUUCACAGCAGAUAAGCUCAGCACACUGUCUCAGUGUUGUCAUGCAGUAGUGGCCCUGCUCUAUCCCUUUACAUGGCAGCACACAUAUAUCCCUGUGUUGCCCCCUGCUAUGAUGGACAUUGUUUGCACUCCAACUCCUUUUAUUGUGGGCCUGCUGUCCAGCUCUCUUCCUCGACUCAAGGAGCUCCCUUUAGAAGAGGUCCUGGUGGUGGACCUUGGCAGUAGCCGUUUCCUACGACAGAUGGAUGAUGAAGAUUCUAUUCUGCCUCACAAACUGCAGACUGCUCUUGAGUAUGUUCUAGAGAAGAGGAGAGAAUUGGCCUUUGACAGAGGAGAUCUCCCCACGGAACACUGCUCUCUGAGCACUGUGGUGUCCGAGGCUUUUGUCCGCUUCUUUGUGGAAAUCGUCGGACACUACUCGCUGUUCAUGGGAGGCAGCGAACGCGAUGAAGAGUCCUCAGCCUCCUCCUCGUCCCCGACACCUUUAUCGUUCCACCGCGAGGCCUUCCGCAAGGCCGUGUCCUCGAAGAGCCUGCGUCGUUUCCUGGAGGUCUUCAUGGAGACACAGAUGUUCGCGGCCUUUAUUCAGGAGAGGGAGAUGCGCAGGCAGGGACUGAGAGGCUUGUUUGAGGUCAGGGCUCAAGAUUACCUGGACUCGCUGCCUGGAGCUGAGAAUCGAGGGGUCAACAAGUUCCUCAAAGGUCUAGGACACAAAAUGAAAUUCCUUUCCAAAAAGUGAAGCGAGUGAACGCGACGAAGCGCCACAGUGGCGAUUGUACAAACGCAUGAACCUGAAGCCUCAUGAAAGCACUGAGACUGAGACCGAAGGGAGAAACGGCAUGAGCUCAGCAAUAACACAAAACUUGCACAUGAAUUCUUGGCUACAAACUUUUAAUAAAUGCUCAUCUUCCUUUUUUCUUGCAUUAACAGUACCAAGGUCAUGUUUCACCAUAGACUGGUAUGUUUUUAAGCGUGUGUGUGUGUGUAGGAAGUCUAGAGGAGAAUGUAAUCACAGACCAAAGUUGAAUUUCCUGUACAGUCUUGUCCCCCCAAAAAAUUUGUGAUUUUUUGGUAUUGCUGAUAUAUAAAUAUAUAUAUAUAUAUAUAUAUAUAUAUAUAUAUAUAUAUAUAUAUAUUUUUUUUCUAUUUACAGAAAUAGAGUACAACUUCUGUAACAGGGGGCAAUAAUUUAAUUUAUAUUCUUUUUAGAGAAAAAAUACAUCGUACAGAAUACUUUUUUUGUCGCUUUUACAAUACAAAAAUAAACAGAAAAUGUUGCUAGGUGGUUACAGACUCUUUAUCGGCAGUAUAUUUUAGAUUUUGGAUUAAAAUAACACUGUGACUGGACAUUUAUAUUGGGAACCGAAAAAAGAAAGGAAUGAAUGGAAUGUGAAAGUAAUGGAUGCGGGUAACUUGUUCUGGGAUACAAACUUGCAUAUAAAUGCAAGGACAUGGACUGUAUCGACAAAUGAACUUCAUGUAGAUAUCUUCUGUCUUUUGCAGGUUAUGUUAAAAAAAAAAAACAAAUGAAAAAAAACAGCACUAAAUGAAACCUGAAACAAAAAAGCUGCUGGUCUCGUUGCUGUGAUUUGAGUUUCAAAGUAUAACCAGGUUGCAUUUUUACUUUCAUUCACCAGUAAUAAGGAUUCAGUCUUCCAUCUACACCACUAGGGGUCACUACAGAGAGGACUUUCAUUUUUUUCUAGUUAAAUUUUUUUUUUUAUGCUGAUGCUAGUAUUUUUGUUUGAUUCCCACAAAAAGAGAAAAAACUCACAGAACCUGCUUAAUAGCACUGCUCAAAUUACAAAAAAAAGCCAACAAACACAUAUCGCCUAUAUUUUCAUUUAAUGUAAAGAUCAGGAUUAUGCUAAAAAAAAAAAAAUCCACUUUUUUGUAUUUAUUUUUAUUUUUUUUGCUCCCUCACUUAAAUCCCUAGCUUCCCCUCUGAGAAGAUUUCAUCUUGAUUUCUUAUUAUGGCUGUACUCCAAGCAGAAGAAACCAAAGCAGAGACUCCAUGGCAUAAAUCCAUAAAAGAAAAGUAGUCACAAAUAAUGAGUGUAUUCAUUUUUUUUUUUUUUUUUACAUUGAGCAAGGUCAGAUUGGAAGCUGUUGCAAAUUUCAAAAUAAAGAUCUGGUUGUUUGGAGCAGUUGUUUAAACCCGUAUGAAAUAAAGCGAUUCUUAUCCAG